Messenger RNA from Drosophila navojoa, 4808 nucleotides. RefSeq names its product Multidrug-Resistance like Protein 1 (gene MRP). NCBI's taxonomy places the organism in Eukaryota, Metazoa, Arthropoda, Insecta, Diptera, Drosophilidae. Gene Ontology annotation, biological process: transmembrane transport. Gene Ontology annotation, cellular component: membrane. Gene Ontology annotation, molecular function: ATP hydrolysis activity; ATP binding; ABC-type transporter activity. The record is from RefSeq and is a predicted model, not a curated record.
GACACGGACCGGUCGAAAGGAAUACCCGAAAAUAGAAAUAACGAAAAAAGUUAUCAAACAGUAUUUACGUCUGAUUAAAUUUGCCGAGUUGCGUUAAGCUGAAAGUCUCGCACGUGGAGGAGUGCCUAGAGAAAAAGUUAAAAGACAAAACGCGACCAUGGGAGACAUUACACCCAUGGACGAGUUUUGCGGCUCCACAUUUUGGGACGCCAAUGCGACUUGGUGGACAGUUGAUCCAGAUUUUACGAUCUGUUUCGAACAAACUGUCUUAGUGUGGGCUCCUUGUGCAUUUUUUUGGGCAUUUGUUCUCAUCGAUUUUUGGUAUUUGAAAGCCAGUUUGGAUAGGAAUAUACCCUGGAAUAAAUUGAACAUUGGCAAAGUGUUGUUCAAUGUGGGCUUGAUUGUAAUCACCGCUUUGGAUUUAAUUAUGGUGUUUGUCAAGAAAGGCGAAGCGGAUAUACCGAUAUAUCCUGUUGAUAUUUGGACUCCUGUUAUUAAAUUGGCAACCUUUAUAAUGCUAUUGAUUUUUAUACCCCUCAAUCGGAAAUAUGGCGUGCAAACAUCUGGUUGCCAAUUUCUCUUCUGGCUUUUCUUGGUGAUCUUCUCCAUACCACGCUGUCGCACCGAGGCUAGAAUGCAUCAGGAGCGCAGUGAUAUAAUCAACUCACAGAAAGCGACGCCACAUGAUUUCUCCUGGGAAACGUACCAAUUUUGCAGCUUCUUCAUCUUCUUUACAUUGUCUGUGCUGAUGCUAAUACUCAAUUGCUUCGCCGAUCGAUUGCCCAGGCAAACGAAAUAUAAGCGAGGACCUAAAGAGAUUCCCGAACUGUCGGCCAGCUUCCUUUCUCGCAUCACAUACAGCUGGUUCGACAAGAUGGCCUUGAAGGGCUAUCGCAAUCCGUUGGAGGAGAAGGAUCUAUGGGAUUUACGGCCACAGGAUAGCUGUAAGGAGGUGAUGCCCACCUUUGCCUAUUACUGGAAUAAGAAUGUGCGCAAGAACUAUCGUCGCAUGGCUAAUGCACAGGAGACGAAGGCACAAUUCAGCAAUGGCAAAGUCUCCUUUGAGAAUCCCCAGAAGAAUGGCAAGAAGAAGGGCAUGGCUAGCAUUAUGCCGCCCAUAUACAAAUCCUUUGGUGGAAUUUUUCUCUUUGGCUCCUUCUUCAAGUUGAUCACCGACAUUCUAACCUUCGCCCAGCCGCAAGUGCUGAGCUUGAUCAUUGGAUAUGUGGAGGACUAUCAGACGAAUCCACAACCUGAAUGGAAGGGCAUUAUGUAUUCGAUUCUACUUUUUGUGCUAGCCAGUGCACAGACAUUCAUACUCGCUCAAUAUUUCCAUCGCAUGUUUAUUGUGGGUCUGCGCAUUCGCACGGCGUUAAUCAAUUGCAUUUAUCGGAAGGCUUUGCGUAUUUCGAAUGCGGCACGUAAAUCCUCAACGGUUGGAGAAAUUGUGAAUCUAAUGGCUGUGGAUGCACAGCGCUUCAUGGAUUUGACAACCUAUUUGAAUAUGUUGUGGUCGGCUCCAUUGCAAAUCGCUUUGGCUCUAUAUUUCUUAUGGCAGCAAUUAGGUCCAUCUGUGCUAGCCGGUCUCGCCGUGAUGAUCAUUAUGAUACCUCUCAAUGGAUUCAUAGCAAGUCGCAUUAAGACCUAUCAAAUAAGGCAAAUGAAGUAUAAGGAUGAACGUGUUAAGCUAAUGAAUGAAGUCUUGAGUGGCAUAAAGGUGCUCAAGCUUUACGCCUGGGAGCCCAGCUUUGAGAAACAGGUACUGGACAUACGUGAUAAGGAAAUAGCUACACUACGCGCUACGGCUUAUCUGAAUGCCAGCACAUCCUUCCUUUGGUCCUGCGCUCCCUUCUUGGUAUCAUUAGUCACAUUUGCCACAUACGUUCUAAUCGAUGAGAAUAAUGUGCUCGAUGCGAAAAAAACCUUUGUCUCAUUAUCAUUAUUCAACAUCCUUCGUUUUCCGCUAACCAUGUUGCCCAUGCUGAUCACCAACUUGGUGCAAACGCAAGUUUCUGUACAACGUAUAAACAAAUUCCUGAACAGUGAAGAGCUAGACCCAGACAACGUACAACAUGAUCCCUCAAAGCCCCAUCCCAUGAGCAUUGAGAACGGGCACUUCUCCUGGGGCGACGAGGAUGAGUUGACGCUCAAGAAUAUCAAUAUGGAGGUGCGUAAACACAAUCUAGUGGCCAUAGUUGGCACUGUUGGUUCCGGUAAGUCCUCGGUCAUCCAAGCGUUCCUCGGCGAAAUGGAAAAGAUCUCGGGCACGGUCAACACGGUGGGCAAAAUGGCUUAUGUGCCACAGCAGGCAUGGAUCCAGAAUGCUACCGUACGUGAUAAUAUAUUGUUUGGCAAAACGUACGAUCGCAAACGCUAUAAUCAAGUGAUCGACGCAUGCGCUCUGCGUACGGAUAUUGAGAUCCUCUCUGCUGGCGAUCGCACCGAGAUUGGUGAGAAGGGCAUCAAUCUGUCUGGUGGCCAAAAGCAACGCAUCUCCUUGGCACGCGCUGUGUACAGUAAUGCGGAUAUAUAUCUACUGGAUGAUCCGCUGAGCGCUGUGGACUCGCACGUAGGCAAACACAUCUUUGAAGAGGUGCUGGGACCGAAGGGCAUGUUGGCGAAAAAGACCCGCGUCCUUGUCACCCAUGGCAUUACGUUCCUGCCACAGGCCGAUAAUAUCUAUGUGAUGAAAAUGGGCGAGAUUACUGAGAGUGGCACAUACAGUGAAUUGCUGAGAAAUCGUGGCGCCUUUGCUGACUUCCUAAUGCAGCAUCUGCAAGAGGGCGAGGCGGAAGCGGAGGAAAUUGAUCAGAUCAAACGACAGCUAUCGCAAACGGAUCCUUCUUUGAUUGCCCCAUUCGAAAAGGCCAUACUGCUCGCUCGCACCGAAAGCCUCUCAGACUCUAUCUCCGUCACAUCUGCCGACAGCUUGAUGGGCGGCAGCUUGCGUCGUCGUAACAAGCGCCAGGACUCAUACGAUUCAACUGCCUCCGCUGCCUCGUUGAAAAAGCAACAAGAACUCGAAGGCAAACUGAUUGAGACGGAGAAAUCGCAAACGGGCGGCGUUGAUUUCAGUGUCUAUAAGCAUUAUAUCAAGAGUGUUGGCAUCUUUUUAUCGGUCGCCACUUUGGUGCUCAACUUUGUGUUCCAAGCAUUCCAAAUCGGUUCGAAUUUGUGGCUCACCCAGUGGUCCAACGAUAAGGAAGUGGAACAUAAUACGGAUAAAAGGAAUAUGUACUUGGGUGUCUAUGGUGCCUUCGGUUUCGGUCAAGGUGUGUUUGCCUACAUUGCGGUCGUGAUUGUCUAUUGCGGCGGUCUGCGAGCUGCCAAGCAAUUGCACAAUCAAUUGCUCCAUCAGGUGAUUCGCGGCUCACUAUGUCGCUUUUUCGAUGUAACGCCCUUGGGGCGUAUCUUGAACAGUUUCAGCGCCGAUAUGGAUGUUGUCGACGAAGAGUUGCCCGGCACCCUGGACUCUUGCAUGACCUAUAUAUUUGUGGUUUUGGCCACCAUUGUGGUUAUUAGCAUAUCGACGCCCAUUUUCUUGGCCGUCAUUGUGCCCAUUGCGUUUAUCUACUAUUUCGCGCAACGUUUCUAUGUGGCCACAUCGCGUCAGCUGAUGCGCUUGGAGUCCGUUUCCCGUUCGCCGAUCUAUUCGCAUUUUGGUGAGACUGUGACUGGAGUUUCAACGAUACGCGCUUACACAGUCGAGGAGCGCUUCAUUGAGGAAUCGGACAGUAAGGUGGACAAGAAUCAAGUGUGCAAAUAUCCAUCUCUGAUUGCCAAUCGUUGGCUUGCGGUUCGCCUGGAGAUGGUCGGAAAUUUGAUUAUCCUCUUCGCCUCGUUGUUUGCCGUGCUGGGUGGUCAAACGAAUCCCGGUCUGGUUGGCCUGUCGGUCAGCUAUGCGCUGCAGGUGACGCAAACAUUGAACUGGCUGGUUCGCAUGUCCUCGGACAUUGAGACGAACAUCGUGUCCGUGGAACGCAUCAAGGAGUAUGGAGAAACCAAACAGGAAGCCGCAUGGGAGCUCGAAUCGGACAAACAGCAUCCCAAGAACUGGCCAGAGGGCGGACGUGUCGAAUUCAAAGAUUUUCAGGUGCGCUAUCGCGAAGGUCUGGAUCUGGUGUUACGCGGCGUUACCUUUAACAUAACUGGCGGCGAGAAGGUGGGAAUCGUGGGCCGAACGGGUGCUGGUAAAUCCAGUUUGACUCUGGCUUUGUUCCGAAUUAUCGAAGCAGCUGGCGGUAAAAUCAUGAUCGAUGGCAUUGACAUUGCCACGAUGGGUCUGCACAUGCUGCGAUCUCGUCUAACGAUCAUACCGCAGGAUCCGGUUCUUUUCUCGGGCUCGCUGCGUUCGAAUCUCGAUCCGUUUGAGGUCAAGACCGACGAUGAGAUUUGGAAGGCAUUGGAGUUGUCGCAUUUGAAGGCCUUUGCCAAGAGCCUGACAGCCGGUCUCAAUCACGAAAUUAGCGAAGGUGGCGAAAAUUUGUCUGUGGGCCAACGUCAAUUGGUGUGCUUAGCACGUGCCUUGCUGCGUAAGACAAAGGUGCUCGUUUUGGAUGAGGCCACAGCAGCUGUGGAUCUGGAAACGGAUGAUCUUAUUCAGAAAACCAUUCGCAGCGAGUUCAAGGAAUGUACCGUGCUAACUAUUGCCCAUCGCCUGAAUACCAUUAUGGACUCCGAUAAGGUGAUUGUGCUGGACAAGGGACAAAUAACGGAGUUCGCUUCGCCCACUGAACUGUUGGGCGAUCCAAAAUCAGCCUUCUAUAGCAUGGCCAAGGAUGCAAAUCUUGUUUAGUUUUGUAACGAUA